Molecule: messenger RNA, 1198 nt
Organism: Diprion similis
Lineage: Eukaryota; Metazoa; Arthropoda; Insecta; Hymenoptera; Diprionidae
Product: protein KTI12 homolog
Exons: 5
Coding region: 64-891 (275 amino acids)
Source: RefSeq, a predicted model, not a curated record
GUUUAUUAUAGGUUAUGGUACGCAUGGUUUAAAGUGAUAACACCAGCAAGUUCAAAAGUAGAAAUGCCGUUGAUAGUGAUGACGGGGAUACCGUCGAGCGGAAAAUCUUCAAGAGCCUUAGAGCUCAAGGAAUACUUGGAAAAAAAUCAUAGAAAGAAAGUUGAAAUAGUUAGUGAAUUAGAUGCAAUAGUGAAGGCUGGUUACGACAAGAAUACUUUCUACGCAGACUCGCGGAAGGAGAAAAGCAUCCGUGGUGAUCUCAAGUCUGAGGUGCAAAGGCGACUGAAUCCAAACGACACCUUGAUUCUGGAUGGCAGUAACUACAUAAAGGGAUAUCGAUACGAAUUGCACUGCAUGUCGAAACUUUACAAAACCCCUCAGUGCACUAUCCACUGUGAAAUCCCCGCCGAGCACGCUUGGAUGUUGAACAAUCAGCAAGACCAGGAGCAUAGAUAUACUAGAGAAAUAUUCGAUGCUCUAGUAGCUAGGUAUGAGGCACCAGAUAGCAGAAAUCGUUGGGAUUCUCCCUUAUUUGCUGUAUCUCCAGAAGAUGAAUUGAAAAACGAGGAAAUCUACUCUGCUCUGUAUAACGUAAAGGCUCCAAAACCAAACAUGAGCACUCAGUGCCCUCCUCUUUCAUCUACCAAUUAUUUGUAUGAGUUAGACAAAGUAACACAGGAAAUUGUUAGCGCCAUUUUAUCGGCAAAGCAAACUCUUGGUAUUGAAAGUAACAUAAAAAUCCCAGGUCACGGAUUGACAGUCAAUCGUUGUGGAACUGGACCGCAGUUGACCAGACUCAGGAGGCAGUUCUUGACCUACAGUAAAAUGCAGCAAAGCGAGCCUAGUCAAAUAGCACCUUUAUUUGUACAAUAUUUGAAUAAAAGUUUGUAGGUAUAUUUUUGUACUAUAUAUUUUAUGACUCAAGAAUGGAAUGAAUAGCUUACAGAGUAUGGAUCGAUUGAGGACGUGAUAUAGAAUUUUAGCGACAAUUUUUUUUACUAAAAAAAUUAUAUUGUAGAACAUUAUGGACGCUCUACAAUUAUAUUUUACAUAUUAGUUCCAAGUACUUUUACAUAUACUUAUGUCUAAUUGAAUUUUAUAUGUACACGAGUUUAAUUUGGUACUUUGAUUCACAGUGAAAUACAUAUUUAUUACUAUGAUUAGCUUGUCAAUAUUAUUACACACGUGUGUAAUGAAA